AUGCAACCAAUCGAUAUGUCAGCAUCAUCUUCGUAUUCAACCUUGGAAAGACCUCGAAAUACUAAUAAAGUCAACAGAAGUCGAGCGAUUCACUCGCGCUCAGCCCAAAGUUCAAUAAAUCUUCGCACCAUUCAUUUGCACCCUUCCAUUCAACAGAAACUAUCCCAGGCAAAUGACGAUGUUAUUCGUAUAGAAAGUGCUCUCCUUUCAAGUGACUAUUCACAUGCACAUAUCUCUCAAUCUAUUAUGACGAGAACAAAUGAUUUAAUAAAUCGAAUCGGCGGUGGAGAUGAACUAUUUCCACCGGAUUGCUUUGUGAAACAAGCAUCGGUUAUAACUAUUCCACACGAUCAUAAUAAUCAGUAUUUAACACUCGAACGCGUUCCAAUAUGCACUCGAUCAAUGAAUCAAUUAACAGCAAUUCAAACGGUGCUACUCAGUCUAACCGUCUUUCUACUUGCUGUUCUAUUGUGCCUAUCAAUAAUAUUUUUUCUCGUUUAA
Messenger RNA from Adineta ricciae, 501 nucleotides. NCBI's taxonomy places the organism in Eukaryota, Metazoa, Rotifera, Eurotatoria, Adinetida, Adinetidae. The record is from the annotation of a GenBank genome assembly.